Messenger RNA from Letharia lupina, 2040 nucleotides. RefSeq lists its product as uncharacterized. The coding region runs from base 1 to 2040 and encodes 679 amino acids. The record is from RefSeq and is a predicted model, not a curated record. Lineage: Eukaryota; Fungi; Ascomycota; Lecanoromycetes; Lecanorales; Parmeliaceae. The transcript is spliced from 4 exons.
AUGUCACAGAGUCGUCUUCUGUUGGACGACAUUAACUCCCUUGAUCUAAGCGCUUACCUUCAGAUCUAUCAAUGGUUUUUCCAGUUCUUUCACGGCAUAUCCAUGGCCUUUUUCCUAGGCUCCUUUCUUCAUUUUCUUCUCAUACCCUGGACACUGGCUGGCCCAGCCUCUAUGGGAUCUUUGACACCAACUCUUGCCCAAGUAAUACCCCCCUGCGCCCAAGAGUGCCUCGUGUCAUUCAUUACCACCAACUUCCCUUCUUCGUCCUGUGGGACACCUCCAGACUCCGACUGUUUAUGUAUUAGCAGUAGCGCAUCCGGCUUGACCAUUGGUGAAGGCGGGCUUGAGUGCCUGUACUCCGAAUGCCCGGACUAUGAUUUUGACAAUUCGAUUGCCCUCCAGGUCUACGAGGUUUGCGCGACCGUUCAAGGAGCCAAACCAAACACACAUUCUACACUUACCGCAACUUCAACGACCAUCGUAUCUGCGACUGGCGGGGUCAGAGCGACUCUAACGAACAGCAACAAUUUUUCUUACAAUUCUGAUUCGGGGUCUGUUUUUCCUGGUGCAUCAAGCGCGGCGUUGGGGACCAAUACAAUAAUUGCUACAGCGACAGGAUCACCUUCACCUUUUCCUAAGUCCACAUCUUCUUUAGACUAUGCUCGAACAACAAAGGUUGCAUCUGGUGGCGUUGGACUAAAUGUUACCCCUACUACAACAUCAACCUCUUCUACGAUUGGUUGGUCUUUUGGUGGUGACAAGAUCAUAGACAGUCAGGAGACUACGCCUGACAUGGCUGCCAUUGGUGGUGGAGAGUUUGAAAAUCAUCCUCAGCCUAGCAGUCCCCCUGCAGUUGUAGCUGCACCUCCACCCCGCAGAGAGCUGAGAAUAGUUACUCCCGCCAGCUCUAGCGACGAUGGUUGGAAUCGAUAUCAGAGGAGUAUGGAUCCGGAGGAGGAGAUCGCACUUGCUGUACAUCCGCCUCCCUCAAAAUCAUCGAACCAUUCCCCCAUCGACCCGGUUACCCCAGCAAGCCACCGAACAUCCUCACAACUACUCCCCGAUAAACCAAUCUACAGCUUGUUUCCUCCACCUCUGCGUGUAACUCCACGAAACAGCUCGGCACCUGCAGGCCUCAGACCAUCCGGGCCUACCGCUCCACGACAAGCCAAUCCGCCUCACGGGAAAUACAGCCCUCGAUUUCCCAGCAACAUGGACACAAGCCAAGCCCACCUCCAACCUGGAUCUAGCCGGCAAAGAAGUCUGUCGGAUCCAUUCUAUGAUGAUUUCAAUCGCUCACCCCCGCCGAAUAUAUAUCCGUAUGUGCAAGCGUCUCGACCACGGUCUCCAGGCUCAUCUCGCCCAGUCCCCAGAAAUUUCCCAGGAGCGUGGACUACACCAAUUGACAUUGUCCGUAAACCAGUUCCAGCACAGCAAUCACCGAGUGCCAGAGGACUGCGACCGGCGCCAUCAAGGACACAGCAACCGAGUCUCCCAAAGCCUUAUCCUCCGCCGCCACCACCAAUCGAACAGCACUACCUGGCAGCGAUCGAACGCUCCCACAGCCGCAAGGAUCCCCGAAGAAAGCAAAGUAACUCCAGCAGCAAACUCACACGUUUCUCCAACGGGUCAGAGACCAGCUUCGAAGACGCAGACGAAGAUGAAGCCCCAGCUGCCCGCAAAUUUCUCUCGCCCGUUGCUGAGUCUCCAGCUCUGAGAUCCCCUCAUCGCAGCGGAGUCACCUACCCCUCAAUUCCAAUAUCAGCUGCCGAGAGCCCAACUCGAACAGCACAAAAGAGAGCUCCAGCUAGACCUGAGCUGCCCACUCGAUCUGAUUCCCUUCUCUCGAAGAGACUAGGUCCGCAGAAAGCCAGAGAAAUUGCAGGCAGGUUGCAGGGGACGCACCCAGGGGUUGAUGAGGAUGUCAGGGAUACGGCCAAAUGGAAGAUCCUCGUUAGUCCUGGACUCAAUCAUCUUGAGAGCUCUGGAUCGCCACGGUCGGCUAGGGGUAAUGGAAGGACACCGCCGAUGAAUAUGUAG